Molecule: messenger RNA, 4972 nt
Organism: Alosa sapidissima (American shad)
Lineage: Eukaryota; Metazoa; Chordata; Actinopteri; Clupeiformes; Clupeidae
Gene: grin2ca
Product: glutamate receptor, ionotropic, N-methyl D-aspartate 2Ca
Exons: 13
Coding region: 364-4887 (1507 amino acids)
Biological process (GO): synaptic transmission, glutamatergic; monoatomic ion transport; excitatory postsynaptic potential
Cellular component (GO): NMDA selective glutamate receptor complex; plasma membrane; postsynaptic membrane
Molecular function (GO): NMDA glutamate receptor activity; transmitter-gated monoatomic ion channel activity involved in regulation of postsynaptic membrane potential
Source: RefSeq, a predicted model, not a curated record
CACAGGAGCUCAGACAGCGGCGCCAAAGCACGGUUCUGCGAUGGAGAGUCCCGUGUAACUCACGUGCGUGUGUGUGUGAGUGAGUGAGUGAGUGUGUGCGUGUGUGAAUGUGUGUGUGAGUGACCCACCAGGCUUAACAGAAGAAGGAGAAGAUGGGGAGAGCAUGGAACUUUGGGUUCUAAGUGAUGUUCUAAGUGAUGUUCUGUGCAGUGAGACUGGAGCUGGACUGGUUCUAUGGUUCCGCUUUGCGACGGCUCUCCGGUUCUCUGCUGAAUGUUUGCUCUGCUCUGGAGUUCUUUAGCCUGUUGGUCUUACACUGGGCGCAGGAUGACCACCUCCUUACAGAGGCAGUAGGGGUGUGAGAUGGGUGUGGUGAGACAGGGCUACUUGAGCGCCUCCCUGUGGCCUCCUCCGUCGCUGCUGCUGCUGCUGUUGCUCGGCAACGCCCCCCUGUGCCGGGGGCGGCCCUUCGGCUCGGCGCACGAUCCCGCGGUCAACGUGGCGGUGGUCUUCAGCGGCUCGGCCUACCAGACGGAGAUCAAGGGUCGGCUGAGCCGCGAGAACUUCCUGGACCUGCCCCUGGAGGUCAACCCCAUCACGGUGCUGGUCAACGACACCAACCCACGGGCCCUGCUCACGCGCGUCUGCGACACGCUCGCCGCCAACCGCGUCCACGGCGUCGUCUUCGAGGACAACAUCGGCUCCGAGGCCGUCGCCCAGAUACUGGACUUCAUCUCCACACAGACGGCCGUGCCUAUCGUAGGCAUCAGUGGAGGCUCAGCGGUCGUGCUGCCGCACAAGGGCGACGGCUCCACCUUCCUCCAGCUGGGCUCGUCCAUCGAGCAGCAGGUGAACGGAAUGUUCAAGGUGAUGGAGGAGUACAACUGGGACAGCUUCGCCGUGGUAACCAGCCUGUACCCCGGCUACGACACCUUCGUGGACUACAUCCGCUCCUUCACCGACACCUCCUACUUCCUGUGGGAGCUGCAGGACUCGCUGAGCUUCGACAUGUCGGCCGACGGCAUGAAUGACCUGCGCGCGCGCCGGCUACUGCAGCAGGUUGACGCGCAGGUGCUGCUGGUCUACUGCUCGCACGACGAGGCGCAGUACCUGUUCCGCGUGGCGCGCCAGGUGGGCCUCAUCGGGCCCGGCUACAUCUGGUUCCUGCCCAGCGUCGCCGUGGGCAACCCCAACGUCCAGCCUGCCGACAGCUUCCCCGUGGGCGUCAUCUCGGUCAUCUCGGACCGCUGGAAGAUGAGCCUGCGCAGCCGUGUGCGCGAUGGCGUUGCCAUCGUGGUCAAGGGCGUCCAGAGCUUCCGCAAGCAGUGGGGGGUCGUGCCCGAGGGACACAACGACUGCUACACGCCGGUCAGGCCACCCGCCAACGACACACUCUUCAGACACAUGUUGAAUGUGACGUGGGAGUACACAGACUUCUCCUUCAACAGCGAUGGCUACCUGGUCAACCCCUCCAUGAUCGUCAUAACCCUUGACCGCGAGAGACAGUGGGACAAGGUGGGGCGUUAUGAGUCGGGUAUUCUGCAGAUGCGGUACCCUGUGUGGCCGCGCUACGGGACGUACCUGGAGCAGGUGUCCGAUAACCGCCACCUCACCGUCGCCACCCUCGAGGAGCGGCCCUUCGUCAUCGUGGAGGCGGUCGACGCGGCAACCGGGACCUGCCUUAGCAACACAGUGCCGUGCCGUCGGCAGUCCAAUAAGACGGAAGCUAUCGUUGGUCACUCGGAGCCCUACACUAAGCUGUGCUGUAAGGGUUUCUGCAUCGACAUCCUGAAGAAGUUGUCCCGCAACAUCAAGUUCUCCUACGACCUCUACCUGGUCACCAACGGGAAGCAUGGGAAGCUGGUGCGCGGGGUGUGGAACGGCAUGAUCGGAGAGGUGGUGUAUAAGAAGGCGGACAUGGCCAUUGGUUCUUUGACCAUAAAUGAGGAACGUUCCGAGAUCAUCGACUUCUCCGUUCCCUUCGUGGAGACGGGCAUCAGCGUCAUGGUCGCCAGGAGCAACGGAACUGUCUCUCCCUCUGCCUUUCUAGAGCCCUACAGUCCAGCGGUGUGGGUGAUGAUGUUUGUCAUGUGCCUGACCGUGGUGGCCAUCACCGUCUUUGUCUUCGAGUACUUCAGUCCAGUGGGCUACAACCGCAGCCUCAUCAGUGCCAAAGAUCCGGGCGGUCCUACCUUCACCAUCGGGAAGUCUGUGUGGCUCCUGUGGGGGAUCGUGUUCAAUAACUCGGUUCCUAUCGAGAACCCCAAAGGAACCACCAGUAAGAUCAUGGUUCUGGUGUGGGCCUUCUUCGCCGUCAUCUUCCUGGCCAGCUACACCGCCAACCUGGCCGCCUUUAUGAUCCAGGAGCAGUACAUUGAUACGGUGUCAGGGCUCAGCGACAAGAAGUUCCAGAAGCCUCAGGAGCAGUACCCGCCCUUCCGCUUCGGCACGGUGCCCAAUGGGAGCACCGAGAGGAACAUCCGCAGCAACUACCCCGAGAUGCACGCACACAUGGUCAAGUACAACCAGAAGGGCGUCGAGGACGCACUCAACAGUCUCAAAACAGGGAAGCUGGACGCGUUCAUCUACGACGCGGCGGUGCUGAACUACAUGGCGGGCAAGGACGAGGGCUGCAAGCUGGUGACCAUCGGCUCGGGGAAGGUGUUCGCCACCACGGGCUACGGCAUCGCCCUCCAGAAGGACUCGCGGUGGAAGCGGCCCAUCGACCUGGCGCUGCUGCAGUUCCUCGCCGACGGAGACACGCAGAAGCUGCAGACGGUCUGGCUGACGGGCAUCUGCCGUAACGAGAAGAAGGAGGUGAUGAGCUCCAAGCUGGACAUCGACAACAUGGCCGGCGUGUUCUACAUGCUGCUGGUUGCCAUGGGGCUGAGCCUGCUGGUCUUCUCCUGGGAACACCUGCUCUACUGGAAGCUCCGCCACUCCGUCAGGAAGUCUGAGAGGCUGGACUGCCUGCUCGCCAUCAGCAGGGGCAUCUACAGCUGCUUUAACGGGGUGGAGGACACGGAUCAUUCCGGAAGCCUGCAGAGCCCUGACGUGACGACCAACUACGCGCAGGCCAACAUGCUGAAGAUGCUGCGCACCGCCAAGGACAUUGUGUCCACCGCCCGCGUGGACAACUCCAUCGACACCGCCACCAAGACCAUCGAGAGCUGGGGUCGGCGUGGCGAUGGGGUCGGGGGGCCCUGUCUGCCCCAGCGCGACCUGGUCCACGGCCGGCUACCCUACGUGUCCAGCAUCAGCGAGCAUCCCCUGGGCUACCAGCAGAGGGCGCUCACCACGGCCACCUUCCCACAGCACUACGGCGACGCCUCCGGCCAGCCCCUGCUGGACACAGGGGCCCGUGGGGGGGGGGUCGGCAGCGUGGUGGGCGGGGCUCCUCGGCCCACGCCGCUCCGCUACACGCUCCCGGCGCGCGGCUCCGGUCACUGGUUUGAGCGCACGCUGCCCAUCUCCAGCCUGAGCAGUCCGCACCUGGCCAUGCAGGACCCUCCCUCGCCAACCUCGGCGGCCGCUCACGCCCACGGCCACGCCUCCCACGCCUCCGGCCCCGCCCGCUUCUACGUGGGCACGCCCCCGCUGCCCCCCCGACACGCCUCGUCCACCUUCCCCUUCCUGCGCUACCGCGAGGCGUCUGCGCCGGACCUCUACGUCCAGCAGCAGCAGGCGGACGCGGUGCAGGCUGAGGCCAGCAGGGGGCGGCAGUCGUCUCGCGCGGCUGACCUCGUCGCCCCCGUCGCUGGACGCAAGAAGCGCUCGCACAGCUACGUGCUGGGAGGCUCCUCCCCCGACGGCGCCCGUCGCCGUUGCCGCGACGACUACGACGAGCCCACUUCCUGCCUGGCGGAGCUGCGGGCCAAUCAGCUGCUGGACGCCGGCGGCUACAGCACCCCCUGUGGCGGCGUCCACUACAGCCCCCGCGGCGGCGACCUCGGCGCGUCCAGUUGCGGAGCGUGCGUUGUGCGGGCGUACGGCGGCGGCGAUCUGGGCGGCAGCGGCGAGCUGGACGACGUCCCUCUGCUGGGCAAGGAGCGCGUGAACCGUCGAGCGUCCUUCCUCCGCGCCACCUGGGGCAACGACCGCAUCCGACAGGUGGACGAGAAAAGCCCGUCCGCCCACGCUCACGCUCACGCUCACGCCCACGGUCACUCUGGUCCAGCCGCCCGGGACGUCCCUGACCUCUUCCCCCGCGUGGUGAUGUCGUCCGGCUCUGGCCCCAAGCCCACGCGUCUCUACGGCAGCACGGGGAACGCGCUGUGCUACCCGGUGUCCGUGGAGCGGGCGGCGUACCUGGACCCUGCGCACAUGGCGUCCUUCCCGUACCGGCCGGCCAAGCUCAAGUACUCGCAGUCCACGCGUCUGCCCUCGUACCGCGAGGCCCUGCUGCAGAACCCUGGCGUCGGGCCCGCGUCCGUCUCCACGGCGACCGCGCUGCGCCGGUCAUCGUCCACCGUGGUGCACAGACACUACUCCACCUACCUGAACGCCUACGACAUGCCCAUCUACCUGCCGCACACACACACACACACACACUCGCCUCUCUACCCAGCCAGCGCCGCCGCGAGGCCCUGCCAGCUCUACCCCUGCCACACACACACACACACACACACGCACUGCCACGAAGACCCCACGCUCGUCCCCCACCUGGCCAACCGCCAGCUGGUCUUCCAGAACAAUCUGUGCGCCGGGUCAGCGGGCGGAGGAGGCGGGGGAGCAAGGGCCGUCGCCGGGGGUUACGGCCGGGAGGAUGCGGGGUUGCCCGGCAGCGGCGGCCGGGAGAGGAGGCAGGUGCUGGUUGCUAGGAGACUGAACAGCCCCUUCGUGCCAAAGCCUUGGGGGCGGUGCUCCAGCCUGGAGUCCGAGGUGUGAGACCGGACCGAGACGGACAUAGAGACCAAGAGACUGGACUUCUCAACACUUCUUACAGAGAGAGAGAGAGAGAGAGAGAGAGAGA